GAAAGAUCCAUGCAGCGGACGACGUCGGCCGUGUUCCUGCUGCUCGCGCUGCUUGCGCUGAGCGCGUUCGCGCAGCAGGACGUCGACAAUACGUUCUGCCCCAUCUGCAACAUGGUCGUUGUGCCGAGUAUUGCGCAGGCCAUCCAAGGCGACCAGGCCAUCUACGCGUGCGACAUGGCCGGCCACUUUCACCAGCUCACGAGCAGCCCCAAAACGUUCCUGCGCGGUACGGUCGCCGUGCCGCAGCUGCCUGCACCGUACGUCAAGGCCAAAAUGGGCUGCCCCGUGUGCGGCCAUCCCGACCUCACGCACGCAGUGCCAUGGGGUCCGCACGGCAACCAAAAGAUCUUUGCGUGCUCAGAAGACCACGCCAAGAUGAUUCUAGACAGCCCGGCCACGUACUUUGUCGCGGCGCCUCACAACGACACGUCAGGCUUUUGCCACGGUGCGACCGGCAUGUACGAUGGAUUCCAGUCGGCGAUCGACGGCUUUUGCCCGCGUAUCUUUUUCGAGUCGUGGGUGCUCAACUCGGGCGCCAAGUAUGCGAUUGGGUUUUGCGGCGUCGUGCUCCUCGGUAUUGCGGUCGAGGCGCUCGUCGAAGCCCAAACGCUCCUCCGGCAGCGCUGGACGCGGCGAUAUGCAGUCGCCGUGUGGUCCGAGCCGUCGCUGGACGAUUCGCUCUUGGACGACAGCAAUGAAGCGCUCUCCAAGGAGCUCUUGACGUGCGACGAGCGCCCGCGCGUCGUGGCGCGUCGCCUGCCAAUGUGGUGCAAAGUGUGUUUGGCUGGCGUCUACAUGUGCACCAUGACCGGUGCAUAUCUGCUCAUGCUCGUUGUCAUGACGUACGAGACGGGUUUAUUCAUCGCCGCAGUUCUCGGCCUCGGGCUUGGUUUCUUCUUCUUCAAGGACGUCGAUGGCCUGCUCAUGGAAGGCAACCCCGACCCGUGCUGCUCCACGUAGCAUUGCAUUCUGAAUGUUUGAUAAAGUGCUCGUUUCUUUCUGUGCCGCUGUAGGACCAACCGACCCGACUCACCAAAUGAUCUAACUCGAUUCUGGCAAUGAUUCAUAUCACGCGCCGUUACUGAGCACGGAGUUGCUACGUCGGUAGCAGUCCCAUGACGAAACCAAUAGCGAGUACAAUGCCUCCCAACUGCCGGCGCUCAUUGGUUUGUAUCGGACGAUGGCAAGUUAAGGAAAGAAGAUGACAGAACGGCUAGAUUAGAUACAAUAUUGUCAUGGGAAACCGAUUGUUUGGCGCUGAGCGUGAGGUGUCAUACGGCACAUCUUGCUUCGACUUGCC
This is a messenger RNA of Saprolegnia diclina VS20, 1300 nucleotides long. RefSeq lists its product as hypothetical. Gene Ontology annotation, biological process: copper ion transmembrane transport; intracellular copper ion homeostasis. The coding region runs from base 10 to 960 and encodes 316 amino acids. Gene Ontology annotation, cellular component: plasma membrane. Gene Ontology annotation, molecular function: copper ion transmembrane transporter activity. The record is from RefSeq and is a predicted model, not a curated record. The transcript has 3 exons. NCBI's taxonomy places the organism in Eukaryota, Oomycota, Saprolegniomycetes, Saprolegniales, Saprolegniaceae.